This is a messenger RNA of Myxozyma melibiosi, 1263 nucleotides long. Its product is annotated as kinase-like domain-containing protein. NCBI's taxonomy places the organism in Eukaryota, Fungi, Ascomycota, Lipomycetes, Lipomycetales, Lipomycetaceae. Gene Ontology annotation, biological process: protein phosphorylation; regulation of vacuole fusion, non-autophagic; vacuolar protein processing. The record is from RefSeq and is a predicted model, not a curated record. Gene Ontology annotation, cellular component: Golgi apparatus; cytoplasm. Gene Ontology annotation, molecular function: protein serine/threonine kinase activity; ATP binding. The transcript is spliced from 3 exons. Bases 91 to 1206 code for a protein of 371 amino acids.
CCAAUCCCACAAGCCGAAACCCCACCGCCAAUUGGCAAAGAUCGAAGGAUCUCGAGUAAUAAUAGAACAGAGAAGUGCUGAGCAAUAACUAUGGCCUCUCUUGCUGCGUACGUGCUUGAUUUUGCGUACACGUUCACGUCGUGCGUGGCGUGUUUCCCGUCGCCGUCUUUGUAUAUCAACAAUCGCAGCUACAAGAUUCAACGGCUGCUAGGCGAGGGCGGUUUUUCGUACGUCUACCUGGUGCAGGCGCAAAAUGGCGAACUGUUUGCUCUCAAAAAGAUCCGCUGCCCGUUUGGCGCCGAGAGCUUGCAGGUUGCUAUGAAGGAGAUUGACAACUAUAAGAUUUUCCACGAUGAGCAUAUUAUAAGCAUGAUUGACUCGAACGUGGUGCAGGAACGGGACGGGUCGAAGACUGUGUACAUCCUGCUCCCGUAUUUCCGGCGCGGAAACCUACAAGACACGAUAAACGCGAACCUGAUCAACGGCUCAUACUACGACGAGAAAGAAGCGCUACUAUUGUUCCUGGACAUCGCGCGCGGCGUCCGCGUCAUGCAUAAGCAUACCCUCGGAGGAGCAAACGGCAGCAGCACGGGCAACAGCAGUCGCAACUCUGGCGUCGGCAUGGAUAUAGAAGCCGAACGCCCGCUGAUGGCGUCCGAGCCCGCGGAUUUCCAAAACGCACCGCAGAGCCUGGCUGCGCCGGGAUCGGCAGCCGACACAAGGAUAGUCGCGUACGCGCACAGAGAUAUCAAGCCUGCCAAUAUCAUGCUCUCGCAGACCGGUGUGCCGGUCUUAAUGGAUCUCGGCAGUUGUAUGCGUGCGCGGAUCGAUGUGUCCUCGCGUGGACAGGCACUCGAGAUACAAGAUAACGCGGCCGAGCACUGCACGAUGCCGUACCGCGCACCGGAGCUAUUCGACGUCAAAACCAACACGAUCCUCGACGAAGGUGUCGAUAUCUGGUCUCUCGGUUGCACGUACUUUGCAAUGCUGUAUUGCUCGUCGCCGUUCGAACUGCAGACGGCAGAGACAGGCGCGAGUCUGAGUCUGGCGAUUAUCAACGGCACGUUUAGGUUCCCGGACGCGCCAAAGUAUUCCGAACCUACGAAGGAGAUCAUUCGCGCUUGUUUGACGGUCGAACCGAGUCAACGUCCUGAUAUCGAUAAGGUCAUUAGUCUGAUAGAGAGCUCUCUUGCGCAGUUCAAUUAAUUAUAAUAGAUGUGGAUUAUGUUCUUAUUAUGUAAAAUUCAAUAGAAAAUAAAGACG